This is a messenger RNA of Penicillium canescens, 1128 nucleotides long. RefSeq lists its product as uncharacterized. The coding region runs from base 1 to 1128 and encodes 375 amino acids. Lineage: Eukaryota; Fungi; Ascomycota; Eurotiomycetes; Eurotiales; Aspergillaceae. The transcript is spliced from 2 exons. The record is from RefSeq and is a predicted model, not a curated record.
AUGUCUCAAAGCAACCGUGCAUUCCAAUUCGAAGGCAGCGACAGUGAUUACAUAGCCUUCCUUGAGAGUCGGCUUUCAGCUGCCUUAAGCCAAGGAACUAGCCAGGCUUCUGUUGGCGCGGCGAUUUCGCGAUGCGAUGCUCCAGCGACCACAUCAUCGGAUUCUCGGCCGACUACUUCUACGACUGCAUUAGCGGACUCUCAACAUGGCACUUUAGCUAUAGCAUCAACAGCAUCAGCGGAGUCUCAGCCUAGUGACUAUCGGAAUGGAUGUUCAGUGUUUCGCGCUUCUCGUCCAACCAGUCCUCGUUCGACUGGAUGUCCUCCUUUGUCCACUAGAGAUGAUCUCAAAAUUCUAUAUUACGACCCGAUCCGAAACCGCGACAGCGAUCUUCCCGAUAAUGCUCUCUCCAAGUUGCCAUCCUUUAAGCAAACAUCGGUUGUUGAGGCCCAAGGCUUGAAGGAGCUCAGACAUUUCAUUGAGGACGUUAUGAGGAAUUCUCAUUGGAUUAAAAAGAAGAAAGAGCUAGGAUUAUCUCGCCCAGAAAUCAACCAAGAUACCAUUCACGCGCUGUGUGGUCGACCGUCAGCCUCAAAUCUGCGCGAUGAGUCAAACUUAUACCCAAAUAAUGAACCCUCAGAACACAGCGCCUUGAUUAUGCGAGGAUGCGACUAUGGCGCGUUGACGAAAGAUAGAAAACUGCAAGGUAAUCUUCUCCUUCACAUCGCCAAAUACCAACAGCUCAUAUUUGUGUCCUUAUGUGUCGUCAUGCUUGAAAUUGGAGCUCCGAUUGAUAGUGUGGACUGGAUGAUGCGACGAUAUAUCAGUGAUACUAGCUCAGCGAAUCUCCGGCGACUUCGAUAUGGAUGUAAAUGGAGUAGCUUCUUGAUGCUGAUCACCUCAAAAGUUCCCCGGUCUAUCCAACAAUACGGACGAUUUGCAUACACGAAAAACAGUUGCGAAACCUUCGUGACAGAUAUGGGGACGCCCGAUCUGGCACUUCCUUUCGCUGAGGAUGGGCUCAGUCCGUACUGCCUUCCUUGUUUCAUUAAAGUGAUCGCCGGCAACGACUUAAAGUAUAUUGACCUCAUGAAUAUUGGUGAACACAUGCUUAUUUAUACAGGCUAG